AUAAGGAAGAAUCUUACCUUGAGUGAUAGCAUAAUUUUUUCUGCCUCGUUUUCAGUAUUUUGUUCGAUGCUGGCUACGCAUUUCCUGAAAUAAAAUAAAACAAAUUGAGUUAUAACACGGGUAUCAUUAUGGAAUCUUUGAACUAAACAGUCGUAUUAGAGUGAAAAGCUGGAGGGAGAAAAAUAAUAAUUAAUGCAAUAUAAAUUCUACAUAACUGCACAGUGCACAUACAUAAAUUUAAGUUAUAUGCUCUAGAUUUCUAUUAUCUAACAUUACCUAAUGGUCAUACGAGUGAUAUGAUCUAUUUAUUCACCCUAUUAUAGAAUUCGAAGAAUGGGAAAAAGUGAGAGUUUCAAUCAUUUUUGAAUAUUUUGCUAUUAAUGCAUUCGACGAUAGAAAGAUGAACGAUAACGAAUAUCGGUAACAGACCCUGCACGACCGACAUUCUGUUCAACUUAUUUGCUAUUACUGAAUUUGCAGAUCAUUCACACUCCAUACAAUUUGUUUCAUCUUACAUUUGCGGCAUUUUUGCUACGAAUUUUUUUUUUAAAUAAAAACAAAACAAAACAAAACAAAGAAAACAAAAAAAAGUGUCCAUAUUUAUUUUUUUUUUAUUUCACUACAGUUAUAAAAAACAAAUUUAAAAAAAUUAAAAAUUACAAUGGCUCCAACCAUAAACAAAAAAUACCAAGAUUGGAAACUGAGCGGUCGAAUGACGUUUGCCUACAAGCUGCGGGGUGUGGUGAAUGUCGUCAAUCUAUCGUUGUGUUCGUGUUGGAUGUGUGGUGAAUGUCGUGAAUGUAUAAAUGUGUGCGUGUCAACGUCAUUUACCAACGUGGUGGCUCUCACAUAUAUUCACAGACAACAAUGUACACAAAAGGGUUUUGGGCAUAAACAAAAAAUACCAAGACUGGAAACCUUCGUACGUCUUUCCCCCCGAAACCCUUUUGUGUACAGUGCUGUCUGUGAAUAUAUGUGAAAGCCACCACGUUGGUAAAUGACGUUAACACGCACACAUUUAUAGAUUCACGACAUUCACCACACAUUUGACACGAACACAACGAUAGGUUCACGACAUUCACCAUACCUCGCAGCUUGUAGGCAAACGUCAGUUGACCGCUGAGUUUCCAGUCUUGGUAUUUUUUGUUUAUGGUUUUGGGGGGUAAGACGUACGAAGGUUUCCAGUCUUGGUAUAGUUUGUCGAUGGUCCCAACCAUGACUUGAACUCUCUUGGUCGUCCGAGUACUCUUCCUUCAGAACGUAGACACAGGGAUCGAUUAUACAGUUCAUUCGUCGAAUUCACUAAUUACAAAAUACACCGCGAAUCCAGUCAACUCCCCGGGAGGGAAUUCGCUAAUAGGCAUGAUUAUCUCCGUAAAGUAAAACUUAUCUCACAAAUAAAGUAGCAAAAAUUAAGAAAUCUAUAUUUUUUUACGUUCACUUAAUUUUUCUAUACGUAGAGCAAAUAAUCCUCUCGACAUCGAUUUCAUAACAGAGAUAUGCUGUCAUUUUUAUUAAGCCUAAGUGUGUGAAUUGCGUUUAUGUCCACCGCGUGGCAGUCACCUUGACGUUGGUGCGGUGGCUUGAGUUUCAAAGAUUCAUCUGAUCUACCGCGUUUGGGGAAACCUAAAUCGGCAGUAAUUUUGAGGAGUUACGACCAAGAACUGCCACCCCUAAUCCAAGGUGAUGUAACCGUGCCUAUUGGAGUAGUUUGCAGCCAGGGGUAUCCGGCUGUAUUUUAACGGUGCCUCUUUGAAACCGGGUCGAAUCAAAGAGUAUCAAGACCUUAUCUUAUCAUGCGGAGCUCUGAUAUGAUGGACUUUUUUUUUAUUCUCUAGCUUAACGUGGGAACUAACCAAAAAUACAUAAAAUGUCGAAAAAAUCUAACAACAACAAAAAUUUAAAAAAAAUCGUUGUCCAGCGGGAUGUCACCGCCAGCGAUUUAGCGAGUCAGAUGGAGAGAGAUCUCCAUGGCGACGACUCGAAACCGGGGUGCAGCAAAAAAGGUGCAAAGCCAAAGCAGCAUAAAAAGAACCGGUUAGCUCAAGGUGCGGUAUCAUCAGAAGCUAGCAGCGGGAGUAUCCCUCCUAAGGUAGUGGAAGAUGGUACUAGGGCCGAAGUAGAUGCUAAAGAUGGGAACAAACCAUCAGAAGCAGAAUCGACUCCAUCGACAAUAACCAUAAAAGCACGCACUAAUCCGAAUCCGGGUUCAGGUGGUCAAAACGACUCACUAUACCGUGAUUCGCUUAGUGGAGCGAGCAAGAAAUGGUAUAGCAGAUUCCUGAGGCAAGGCUUGUCUCGGGAAGAAGCCAAGAAAAAGAUGGAGGAGAGAAAGCUAGCAAAUUCAAGCGAACCACCCAAAAGCCAAGACCAGGGUAAACGGAAGAGCAGCCAAAUAACUCCUCCUCAGAGACAAGAAGUUAAAAAGCCCAGGACAAAUGCAACUGUCGAAACGGGACUUAGUACCGUCAAGGCAGGUGCUGAAGCACUGGGCUUAAGCUAUGCAAGUGUGGCAACUGGAAUUAAGGUUGCUGUCCUACCUAAGGAUUUUCCCGAGGCAUCUCUCAGUGCUGACGAACUGUCAACACUGGAAGAGGCCAUAAUUGAGGAGGUGUCCUUGGGAUGGACACACAAACUUAAAUUCAAUGGACUGCAUUAUAGAACAGGCUUCCUUUUAGUCGACUGCGUAGGGCAACCUACAGCAGAUUGGCUAAAACUAAAAGCCUCAGAAUUGCAAAAUUGGAAGGGUACCGAAUUGAUGGCAUGCUUGGGUGACGAUAUCCCCAAAAUGCAGCACAUCACUGUAUUCCUUCCAAAAAGCAGUGGGCAAGAGGACAGGAAGUCAUUGGCUCUCAUCCAAGCCCAAAAUGAAGGACUGGCAAUCCAGGCCUGGAAGGUGCUCAAAAGCACGGCAGAAGGAAAGGGGCAACUGAUGGUGAUCAGCAUUGAUUCCAAGUCGACCGAGGCUAUAGUGAAGGCUCAACAUGAACUUCACUAUAAAUUCGGCAAAAUUGGUGUAUCAGGCCUAAAGAAACCAUCAGUGCCUACUACCUUGCAUAAGCCUGGAAACGUAGCACCCGAAGGGACCCAAGAGGUAGAAAUGUCAGAUGCCCCAAUUCCCAAAAGCAUCAUACGUCCUACCCGUUUUCCUACUAUAGAUUCCAAUCAACCCAAUGAAACCCAACCCACAAACUCCCUAACACCCCUACAAAACACCCAACAAUCCCUCCCAUCCGGCAGCCAGGCAGAUUCACUGGACGUCAUGGGUAUGGAAAAGGUUCGUCUCGACGAUGAGUUAGAGGGCAUGGACCUCACCUUGAGUCAAGCCGGGUCAGACGUGCUUCCUACUGAGGAGGAAGAAAACCAUCUGUUAGCAGAUGAGGGGGCAAUAGUCCCCAUCUGUUAAAC
Molecule: messenger RNA, 3408 nt
Organism: Episyrphus balteatus (marmalade hoverfly)
Lineage: Eukaryota; Metazoa; Arthropoda; Insecta; Diptera; Syrphidae
Exons: 1
Coding region: 1871-3406 (511 amino acids)
Source: RefSeq, a predicted model, not a curated record